This is a messenger RNA of Pseudophryne corroboree (corroboree frog), 1277 nucleotides long. RefSeq names its product NK2 homeobox 5 (gene NKX2-5). Lineage: Eukaryota; Metazoa; Chordata; Amphibia; Anura; Myobatrachidae. The transcript has 2 exons. Gene Ontology annotation, biological process: regulation of transcription by RNA polymerase II; cell differentiation. Gene Ontology annotation, molecular function: DNA-binding transcription factor activity, RNA polymerase II-specific; RNA polymerase II cis-regulatory region sequence-specific DNA binding. Bases 1 to 900 code for a protein of 299 amino acids. Gene Ontology annotation, cellular component: nucleus. The record is from RefSeq and is a predicted model, not a curated record.
AUGUUUGCCAGCCCCGUGACUUCUACUCCAUUUUCUGUCAAAGACAUUUUGAACUUGGAGCAGCAUCAGAGUGGCCUGUCUGCCAUGGACAUCUCCCCCAGGCUGGAUACCUCUUCCUGCAUGCUCUCAAGCUUCAAGCAGGAGUCCUACCCGGGGACCCCCUGCCUCUCGGAGCUCAGUGAGGACCUGGCUCAGAGAGAUACGUCCAAGGGAUCCUCUCCCUUCCCUGGGUCCUUCUUUGUCAAAAACUAUAUGGAAAUGGACUCAUCCAAAGAGCACAAAGAAGACAAAAAAGAACUCUGCUCCUUGCAGAAGAAUCUUGAAAGUGACAAGAGAGACUUGGAAGACCCCAAUAGACCAAGGCAAAGAAAGAGGAGGAAGCCCAGGGUGCUCUUCUCACAAGCCCAGGUCUAUGAACUGGAGAGAAGAUUCAAGCAGCAGAAGUACCUGUCAGCCCCUGAGAGAGACCAUUUAGCCAAUGUUUUGAAGCUCACUUCCACACAGGUGAAAAUCUGGUUCCAGAACAGAAGAUACAAGUGCAAAAGACAAAGGCAAGAUCAGACUCUGGAAAUGGUGGGUAUUCCACCUCCUAGGAGGAUAGCUGUCCCAGUGUUGGUGAGAGAUGGAAAACCUUGCCUGGGAGAGUCCUCUCCCUAUAACUCACCAUACAACGUCAGCAUUAACCCUUACAGUUACAACACUUACCCUUCCUAUUCCAACUACAGUAAUCCGGCCUGCAGUGGCAGCUACAACUGCAGUUAUUCGUCCAUGCCGAGCAUGCAGCCCACAUCCGCUGGUAAUAACUUCAUGAAUUUUAGUGUGGGGGACUUGAAUACAGUGCAGACACCCAUCCAGCAGGCAAGCGGUGUGUCGGCACUUCAUGGCAUCCGAGCCUGGUAGAACUUGACUAAGAGCAUUUGCCACAGCACUAGACAGAACACAAUGGUGGACUACGUAGACUGGAACACUUGCAGAUAUUGAUGGAAGAAAAUCAAGUUCUGCACCCAUGAAAUAAUAGACGUGAUUUUAGGCCUUUGGCGUGAGACUUAAAAUUAUUAUUAUUUUUUUUAGUUGUUGUUUUGUUUUUUUAAAUUGAGAUGCAGGACAGGAGCAGCAUACAGUAACCCAUCUUAUCAAUGGGCGUAUAGUGUUCAGUUGUUAGCAUCACCAAGCUAUUUACAGAGUAUCCAAGUGUGUCUUUGGUUGAUUUAACUCCAUUAUCACAGGAGGCUUAACAAAUUUGUGCAUUCUCCUGCAGACAAAGAGUUACAAUGAAA